Enterobius vermicularis (human pinworm) is the source of this 840-nucleotide messenger RNA. NCBI's taxonomy places the organism in Eukaryota, Metazoa, Nematoda, Chromadorea, Rhabditida, Oxyuridae. The record is from the annotation of a GenBank genome assembly.
AUGGAGUCGUCUUCAAUCUGCGAAGACAAGUUAGAGCUGGCUGCUCGUCUUUUGUGUAUGAUUCAUGAUGUCGAUCGCAGCUUCGUGAUAGGGGUUUUGUGUGGGAGGGUUACAACAUCUGAAUCCUAUCGUCCUUGUGAGGGUCUACUUUCUUUGCAAUGCGAGGAUCAAAGGGAGUGUUCGCCUGGUAAUUCUGCUAACGAAUAUUGCUCGUGUGUGGGAAAUCAUUGUCUUGGCCAAGACAAACGUGAACAGAAUUCAGUUUCCGACUUUUGGAGGAAGUCUAAGGGGCUUGAUAGCUAUUCUUUGUCUUAUUCGUCGACACAGAGAAUUGCUUCGGCUAUUGCAGAUACCAUAACGAUAUUUCAAGAGAAUUCUGCGAAUUCUGGGAAAAGUACUCAUGGUUCUAUGUUUACUGACAGUAGUAAAAUCUUAUCAUAUAUAAUGCAACUUUCUGCUGCUGAGUCCCAGUUAAAGUUGGCUCUUACUGAGGAUGCGUGUUUGAAAGCGAGACUUAGGGAGGACACUGACGAGGAUGAACUGGAAAAUCUUGGCUCAUUCGAUGACGACAGUGCCAUGGAUGUCUGCUUUGAUGAGUCAAAUUCACAUGAUUAUGACACUUCAAGAAGCAAAGAGGUUACCCGAAGGACAAGGAAAAAUCCGUUUUUUGUCUUAACAAUGGACGGGAUUCAGAAUUGCUUUGGCGGACUUUUGGGAGGAAGUCCCAACUACUUACCUGCAGGCGUCUCCAUAGAUGAUUUGUUUUGCUUAUGUGUCACCUCUGAUGAGUUUAUGUCUUCUGUCAUACCUUGCAAAAAUCCUCUUUUCAAUAGGCCAUAA